AUGACACGCGGUAACCAACGUGAUAACGAUCGGGCCAAGGCCCUGAAGAAGGCGGGCAACACGAAGAACAAGAACACCCAGUCCGGUAGCGAAUUUGCCAGGAGCAAGGAUGAUGCUGCUGCCAUCAUGCGCGAGAAGCAGAGGAAGGCGGACGAAAAGAAAGCCGCCGAGGCUGCAGCAGGAGGAGGCAAAAAAAAUAAUACGCCUUAA
Penicillium crustosum is the source of this 210-nucleotide messenger RNA. RefSeq names its product 4F5 domain protein. The record is from RefSeq and is a predicted model, not a curated record. The transcript has 3 exons. NCBI's taxonomy places the organism in Eukaryota, Fungi, Ascomycota, Eurotiomycetes, Eurotiales, Aspergillaceae. Bases 1 to 210 code for a protein of 69 amino acids.